Messenger RNA from Daphnia pulex (common water flea), 2616 nucleotides. RefSeq names its product Krueppel-like factor 12. Gene Ontology annotation, biological process: regulation of transcription by RNA polymerase II. Gene Ontology annotation, molecular function: DNA-binding transcription factor activity, RNA polymerase II-specific; RNA polymerase II cis-regulatory region sequence-specific DNA binding. The transcript is spliced from 2 exons. Bases 606 to 2207 code for a protein of 533 amino acids. The record is from RefSeq and is a predicted model, not a curated record. Lineage: Eukaryota; Metazoa; Arthropoda; Branchiopoda; Diplostraca; Daphniidae.
ACUACCCUCUACACACACACACACACACGCCGGGAACGUGAAAAGUGCCCAAAGGCAGCAGGCUACACAAAUGUAUAGCAGCAGAGAAUAGUAGUGCAAGUAGAGAGAGAGAAAGAGCAAAAACCAGAGUCUCUUUUUAUUAUUUUUCCUACAUAGCCUCAAGUUCAACACUCACCUGGUCCGAGACCGUCAGUUGCGUACGAGCUGUCGGCUGCUGCGGUACUCUCUUUAGUUAUUCACAACUUUUGUCAGUUAUUUUGCCCAAUCUUUUUUUUCCCUCCGUGUGUGGUGCAUGUGUGUGCUGUUCCGUGAGUGCCGCGCUAAUUCCAGGAAGAAUAUUUUGAUAUUUGAUACCAAAACCAGUUCCUUUUUUUUGAAUUUUCAAAAUUUGUUCGUUUGUGAGUGAGAUCUGAGAAAUUGAUUUUCUUUGAAAAAUUCAAUUUUUUUGGUGGAAUGAGCCGGUGUGACUAAACGGAAAUCGUCGACAUUUCAACAAAAUUUUUUGUUUGGGUGAAAAACCGCGGCAGACAAUUUGUGGAAUUGUGUCAUCACUGAACGAGGCGAUUGGAUUAACAUUUUCCAAUUUUUUAUUCGACACUAAAGAAAUGGCCGUCACCAACAUGUACUACCAAGAGUUCCAGCAGUUGUGGAUGCAAGACUCUCUGAUGGCGGACAACAGCUGCUCCUUGAUUGGCGAUCCUUUGGCCCCUCAGGCCCAACCCGUCCAGGAACAACCCACCGUCCAUCUAGAAUUACAACUGGUUCAACAACAACAGCAACAACAACAACAACAACAGCAAAUUGAAACGAAACCGGUUGUACGGAGUCCUUAUUCGGCCGCUUCUUCCGUCCGGUUACCGACUGGAAUUAGCCAAAUCAACGCAACAACAACGACAACAACUACACCGACAACUUUCGUCUUACCCCACACGACGACGACAUCCUACCGCAACAACAAUCACCAACAUCCAGCGCUCACCCAUUUCCAACCCUGUCAGCAACAACAACAGCAACAACAACAACAACAUCACGACGAGCCGGAACACUUGGCGGCCUCGUUGUUGCGGGAUCACGGCGUGAUGGAUGAGGAACAGGACGAUGAGGACGACUGCAUGGCAUCCAUCCAUCCGGUUUCCGGAUCGACCCUGACGUCCCAGCAGGAGCUGGAGGAAAUGUGCGCCAUGUACCACCUGAACAACAACAGCAACAGCAACCAACAACACUUGAUGCUGGGCAACAACAACAGUCGGUGCUCCUCCACGUCUUCAUCCAGCGGAAUUCUCCAGAUGGCCAACAGCGAAACGGAUUUCGUCGACCUGGACUCGCUCCUGGACCAGACGGCCGAGAAAUACGCCGUCGAUUGCGGAGGCGGCAAACUCCUUCCGGAUGCAUCCGCCAACAACAACAACAGCGGAACGGCCGUCCUCUUUUCCUACCUGACGACGGGCGUCCGCUGUCCCAACCACCUCAUCCCCAUCUCACCACCACCGAUCCUCAACAACAACCGCACCAAACAUCCAACAACAACAACAACAACCAGCCAGAUGACUCCGCCGGCCAGUCCGGAACAGGAACUCAAACAACUUUGUUCCAGGAACGGCAGCAGCACUUUGUGCCCGGUCGAUCUCGGUCUGAUUUCCAUCCAGCAAUCAUCCAACAACAGCAACAACAACAGAGUCAUCACUCCACCCAGUUCGCCGGACCUGACGGAUUACCUGGAAGCCGGAAAGUCCAACAGCGGCGGCGACAGCAGCAGCGAAAGUUGUACGAGUUUCAGCAACCAGAGCCAACACCCGGCCCUCCGGGGUCCCAUGCCAAACCACCACCCCAACAACAACAAUUCCAGCAAGGACCUGGACGGCGGCGGAGAGGCUUCCGGCAAGAGCGGACGGGGCAGCAGCAGCCGGGGUGGCCGGAGAACUUGGGGCCGGAAGCGGCUGUCCACUCACGCCUGUUCUCACGUCGGCUGCAGUAAAACGUACACGAAAUCGUCGCACCUCAAGGCCCACCUGAGGACCCACACGGGCGAGAAGCCGUACCAGUGCGCCUGGAAGGAUUGCGGAUGGAAAUUCGCCCGCUCCGACGAGCUCACUCGCCACUAUCGCAAACACACGGGCGACCGGCCGUUCCAGUGUCAAAUGUGCGAACGGGCUUUUUCACGCUCCGACCAUUUGGCCCUGCACAUGAAACGGCACAUCAGCGUCUGAGUUGCUGGGGUGGUCCGUCCGUCCGUCUGUCCUCCAAGGACGGCCAGAAUUUCAAAAAAAUAUUUGCUCCUGUUGAAGCCGGAAGAGAAAAUGAAUGACAAUCGCCUCGAGGGUUAUUUUAGAAUAAAAUGUUUGGAUAAUUCUAAAACCGACUCGUUAAAUUUUAUUCGAAAUCAAUUCGACAAAGUUGAUGAUCCAGCCGCUAUCAUUAUAAUUUAACUGGAGUUCAUAAUAUCUAAUUGUGUACAUACUAUACUACAGUCAACCUAACAACGAGAAAAUCAUUUCUUCAAUUUUCUGAUGAAAAAUCUCAAGGCUUUUUGAGAUGGCAAACGGAAUUUACGGGCGAAUUUCGAGUUUCAUUCCGCCGGAAUUAAAAAAUGCGCGGAAUGUCGCGAUCGUCAGAACA